CCCAGGACCUCGGGCUAAUCGGCUGUGCCUUCCUCACCUACUGUGCCAGGGACUCUGCCAUCAAAGCUCAGACUGCCCUGCACGAACAGAAGACCUUGCCCGGAAUGGCGCGGCCAAUCCAGGUGAAGCCUGCGGACAGCGAAAGCCGCGGAGGGGACCGGAAGCUGUUUGUGGGGAUGCUGAACAAGCAGCAGUCGGAGGAGGACGUGCUGCGGCUGUUCCAGCCCUUCGGGGUUAUUGACGAGUGCACGGUGCUCCGGGGGCCCGACGGCAGCAGCAAAGGCUGUGCCUUUGUGAAGUUCUCCUCCCACACGGAGGCUCAGGCGGCCAUUCACGCCCUGCACGGUAGCCAGACCAUGCCGGGGGCCUCCUCCAGCCUGGUGGUCAAGUUCGCAGACACAGACAAGGAGCGAACGCUGCGGCGCAUGCAGCAGAUGGUGGGCCAGCUGGGCAUCCUGACGCCGUCGCUCGCCCUGCCCUUCAGCCCUUACAGUGCCUACGCUCAGGCUCUCAUGCAGCAGCAGACAACGGUCCUGUCCACCUCGGGCAGCUACCUGAGCCCCAGCGUGGCCUUCUCACCGUGCCACAUUCAGCAGAUUGGCGCCGUCAGCCUUAAUGGACUGCCUGCCACACCCAUUGCCCCUGCCUCUGGACUGCACUCGGCCCCGCUGCUUGGCACCGCUACUGUGCCCGGCCUGGUGGCUCCCAUCACCAACGGCUUCGCAGGUGUCAUGCCCUUCCCUGGUGGGCACCCCACCCUAGAGACUGUAUAUGCCAAUGGCCUCGUGCCCUACCCAGCAGCUCAGAGCCCGACAGUCGCCGAGACCCUCCACCCCGCCUUCUCCGGAGUCCAGCAGUACACAGCCAUGUACCCCACCGCGGCCAUCACGCCCAUCGCGCACAGCGUCCCCCAGCCGCCGCCCCUCCUGCAGCAGCAGCAGCAGCGAGAAGGUCCCGAAGGCUGUAACCUGUUUAUCUACCACCUCCCCCAGGAGUUUGGAGACACGGAGCUGAGCCAGAUGUUCCUGCCCUUCGGCAAUAUCAUCUCCUCCAAGGUGUUUAUGGAUCGAGCCACCAACCAGAGCAAAUGUUUUGGCUUCGUGAGCUUUGACAACCCGACCAGCGCGCAGACCGCCAUUCAAGCCAUGAACGGCUUUCAGAUUGGCAUGAAGAGGCUCAAAGUGCAGCUGAAGAGGCCCAAAGAUCCAGGACACCCCUACUGACCUCGCCCACAGCCACCCUGAGGCUGUGGGCUUGGCCCAGGUGAGGGGCCUCCCCACCCCAGGAGGGUAUCCCGCUUCCAACUGAUCCAGGACAUUUCCGUAAAUUACAACCGAGUUUGGAUACCGGCCCUCCCUCUCCUCUCCUGUCCCCUUGCCCUCUCCCCAAAAUGUGACUCACUGCUAAUGGCCAUGUGGAAUGGGGAGUGGGACU
This is a messenger RNA of Condylura cristata (star-nosed mole), 1434 nucleotides long. It is a transcript of the gene CELF5, whose product is annotated as CUGBP, Elav-like family member 5. The record is from RefSeq and is a predicted model, not a curated record. Gene Ontology annotation, molecular function: mRNA binding. Bases 105 to 1223 code for a protein of 372 amino acids. Lineage: Eukaryota; Metazoa; Chordata; Mammalia; Eulipotyphla; Talpidae. The transcript is spliced from 13 exons. Gene Ontology annotation, cellular component: nucleus; cytoplasm; ribonucleoprotein complex. Gene Ontology annotation, biological process: mRNA splice site recognition; regulation of alternative mRNA splicing, via spliceosome.